CUGCCUGUUCACGAAUCUGACACCGAUUGGUUCCUUCAUCGUUAGCUGAAUGUUAAAUCCUACUCCUGAUGAUAAUUUUCGCUCAGCUCGUCUAAUCGCAUCUUCGCCAAUCCUACUUGCAAGCGCAACACUAUACUUUCUAAAGAUUCUCGCACUCGUGGCGCGAAGUUCAACGCUCGGAAAUAGCGAGCCGAUGCUUGCGCCCCUUAGCAAAUGGGACGUUCGAGCCUGGCGACCCUGGCUUGAGGUUGCCUUCCGGCUCCUUUCCAGGAGAGUAGGUAUUCUGCAGGUGUGUUCCGGGAUAAAACACCGCGGAGGAUAAUGGGCCUCAUCUGCGCAGUUUUCUCCACCCAGUGCCAGUAUUUCGGGUUGCGACGCGUCGCGCUGAUGCUGAUCAGGAUCAGGAUCUUUGGUGGAACCGCGGUCCUCUCAUUCUCGACGGCUAAUGUCUGACCGUGUGCAUUGGUCUAAAGAAAGAAUGGGAGGACGGAGUAGGGGUGUAGCAUCUGAUUCGUCAAUUCCCCGACACGUCCUUUCAUCAAUCUGGGGAAACAGUGCGAGUAAACUCACGCACUUAGCUCUGUGCUACCGAAUCUCGAAUUGGGGUCUACUUGUAGGGCUUUUUGAAACUAUGGUUGAAAUUUGAGGAGAGCUAUCGCGAAUGUCUAGGCAUUGGCCAUGGGCCUAUUUCCUACCAACAUGAAAAUGAAUCCAUUUCCGAGAACCACUGCUAUGGUUAUGGCGUCGAUCUAAUCGAUUUCCAAACUCGCAAAGGCGAGUUUUUCACUAGAUCCUACCUUCUUC
Messenger RNA from Lindgomyces ingoldianus, 804 nucleotides. RefSeq lists its product as uncharacterized. The transcript has a single exon. NCBI's taxonomy places the organism in Eukaryota, Fungi, Ascomycota, Dothideomycetes, Pleosporales, Lindgomycetaceae. The record is from RefSeq and is a predicted model, not a curated record. The coding region runs from base 50 to 322 and encodes 90 amino acids.